Molecule: messenger RNA, 1044 nt
Organism: Aspergillus vadensis CBS 113365
Lineage: Eukaryota; Fungi; Ascomycota; Eurotiomycetes; Eurotiales; Aspergillaceae
Exons: 2
Source: RefSeq, a predicted model, not a curated record
GAGCUACCUAGGGUCCCUGCCAAAUAUUGGGGCCGAGAUGAGCUAUUCGCAUGUCGAGUCAUUUGCCAAAAGCGACAUCCAAGCAUCCUCCCACUUCUUAAGGGUCAUACUGACCCGUCUGACGCUCUAACCCCAGGGGAAAUAGUCAAAUUCAUCGAAGGGCCCCGAUCUACUUAUAUCUCCCAAAGCGAGCGCGGCCUUGUACGAGACCCAGUGUAUGGCAUAUCUCUAGGUCAAACUUGGGCAGCCCUAGCCGCUUUCCUGGGCCCCAACAAAAACCAGACAUCGGGCAAGCGAGGCUAUCUAGAAGAGGAAGAGGAUGAUGAGGUUGAUAGAAUGACACUGAGACCACGGCAUAAGAAAUUACGAAAGGAGGACAGUGACGAGCCGGGAACUAUUAGUUUCGAUUCUAACAGCAACCAAAGUGAGAGUUCUCACGGUGAUUCGUGGCUUGGUUACAUUGAACUCAACGAUCAGGGUCCGCCUGAGGACGGCACUUUACAGCUCUUGUCGUCCGUCUUACGCCAUAUUUUGUACUACGGGAUCCCACAAGACGGGGAGACAUCUAAAUGUGUUGUCGAAUAUCGUUAUAUGAGGGCAAGUCUCUCCGCAUUUACAGAAAAGGGACGGCGGAAGAUUUCAGCAGUCGAUGACGGUGGUCUUUGCCUACGGCGGAGGGUGAAGGAUGCGUUUGUGGUUACCAAAGACCGAGUGGCAAUAAUAGAAGCUAAGAGGGAUUUUCAAAGCAUUCAAGAUGGUAGACCAGUCAUAUCUGAGAAACGUUUAGCCCAGAUGACCCGCGAGGCACUGGUGGCCAGAAUGUCAGAUCCGAAUGCUAACAAUUAUUACAGUGUGAUACCCAUACAUGCAGUACAGCGGUAUAUGUGUUUUCUCCAGUUUAUCUUUACUCCGGGAUAUGUAGAGGACUUUGAUUCUGAAGCUCCUUCAUGCUUUAUACACGUGACGCCGACGCAAUGGUUCGAUAUGAACUCGAAAUCUCACAGAAAACUGAUAGUUCAUAACGUGUGCGGGAUUAUGCGCUGG